ACAUAUUUUAUCAUUCUCAUACCUUUUCUCCUACAGAUGUUUUAAUUGGCAGCAAUAUAAAAGGAGACUCAUCGUCAAUCGUCGGCAUUCAUUCGUGAAUAGUAAAACAAUUUAAACGCUCAGUGCCUCAAAAAACAGCAAAAAUUGACAUUAUGAGUAAGCAAGGUGAAUUUCCGCUGCUAAAACUCUCUACAAAGUUGUUAGGAAUCAUUCGUUUUUGGAACGAUUCCCCGGGACAAAGGAUUCCUUCCUUCGGUUUGCUGGUUACUGCCAUAUAUCCAGUAAUAUGGCUUAUCCCUAGCUGGUUGUUUCUUGUGAGCUCCCAGGACAACAUCACACGUUUCAUGAAGGCAGCUAACGAGCUGAUGGUGUUCUCCCUUAUCUUCUGCAAGUUGUGCUUCUACGCAAUUCAUUUUCGUCGUUGGGAGAAGCUGUUUUACGAUCUGCAACGUUCGUUCAGCAGCGUUCUGAAGAAUCCAAGUCUGGAGAUUCAAACUAUAUUGGGACAUGUAACGAAAUCGACCCAUAAGCUCACUAAAUACUACUGUUCUACAGUAAGCUUCAACUGUGCUGCGUACGGCUUAUUUCCAAUGUUGUUCAUAGUGGUUAAAUAUGCCGUGACGGGCUCGUACGACGUGCCGCUUUCAACACCGAUCGAGGCAAACUAUUUUAUCCCCGGCCUGCGUACAAACUUUUGGGUUUGGUUGCCGGUGAAUUUAACACUAAGCGCGAUGCUGGAGUUGCAUGGCUUUGCUUUGGUUUUCGUUGAAACCUUCACAUGGAAUCUUGUGUAUGCCACAUCCUGUAUGUUUCGAAUCCUGCAAAUCCUGGCCAACGAGCUUUCGCAUCAAUGUCGAAAUGAAAAGGAAUGGAAUGGCAAGCUUAAAACAUUCAUAGCUCUGCAUGAUUCUGUGCUAAGAUCGGCUGAAACACUGGAGGAAAUAUUGAGUUUGCAGAUGUUAUUACUUUACAUAUCGACCAUUUUGGCUCUGUGUCUGGGUAUGGUCGUGCUGUCUUUGGCUGUCAAUGAGGUGUAUGUGCUGUUGACUACCAUGGCCGUAUUUGGCUACUGUAUUUUUCAAACCUUUUCCUUCUCUUACCUCGGCACUGAGCUCAUUGAGCAAAGCGAAGCAGUAGCGGACGCAAUUUUCCACAGCAAAUGGUACACGCAGAAGCUGAACAGACAGAAAGACAUGUGUUUCUUGAUGAUGCGAGCAAAGAGGCCGGUGAAAUUGACUGCCGCCAAGUUGUUCGUUGUAACACGUGACUCCUUCACCCAGGUAAAUUUUGAUUUCGUUUUAUUGAAAGAAUGUGUUUAUAAACCAACUAUUGUUUUGGUGUUUCUACAGGUGAUCAAACAGGCGUACACAAUCUUUGCACUUAUGUCACAGGUUUUGGACGACACAAUGGGUUAAAAACGCUAGUUUGCACAUUCUAACUCACGGCAGCGCUAACGUUAAGGCCGGGGGACAUUGUCCGUACUCGCUAGUGUAAUUUCGAUUUUCACUAGCGCAUCUGGCGACGGCUGACCGAAGCAUUUUGCCAAACAAUUUGGAGCCGCUUCAGAAAAUAUGUUAUUUUUCCAUAUAUUUUAAUUGAUUCCGACCAAAAAAGUUUUGUAAAAAGUAGAUGCACAUGUCCUGCACACAUUGCAUCCAUUUUCGUGACAAAAAACGAUGAAAAACUACUUAAUUUUGAGAUCCGGUAUGACCAUUUUCUCGAUGACCAAAAAAAGCUUCCACCAGCCGCCACCAGAUGCGCAAGUGAAAAUCAAAAUUACACUUGCGAGUACGCACAGUGUCCCCCGGCCUUUAGAAUUUUAACUCAUGAAGUAAUAUUUGUAAUAGUACAUACUAGAACACAUGUAUUAUGUUUUUAUUUAUUUUUUUAAUAUGCGAUUAUAAGGCAAUUACCACUGACGUUUCAUUUUAAUGCAUUACUGUGUGGGAUAAUCUGCUUGCUAUUAAUUUGAGCAAAACAUGUACAAAAUUUUAAUGAAUUUUGAUGCAAUGCAUCAUUUAAGUAACUUUUGAAUUAUAAACAAUAGAAUAUUUAAGGGGUUGAUCAUAACAUAACUAACCAUAACUAACGAAAAUUCCCAUGCAGCAUCAAUGUGGACUUGAUGCGGUAGUUUUUGGAUGUCGUAUAAGCGUGUUCUAGCAUCUACAACAUCUUAACACUAUUAAAUUAUAAUCCGAGUAUCGAAAGAAAGCCCAGUUCCGAAUGGCCGAGCGGCAAGAAGCUACACAUGAUGCUGAAAACGAAUACUGAGGAAAAAGUCGCUACCUUGAUGCGUUUCGACCAGAGAGUGAAAAAGUACUUCGGGAACAUGAACAUAUAUGUCAGGAAACGGAAGUGGCGAUCACUGGUUUCGGAUCUGUCGGCAAAGUCACCAUAACUCGAAGCGAUCGUUGGAGGAGAUGGAGCGGCUAUUAUUAUCAUAUAAAAAAGUUAUUAUUCAUGCAACAAUUAUUAUAAUAAAGUGCAGUACCAUUGUAAUUGCUUGAAGAUACCUUCACUGAAUUAUAUGCAA
Anopheles coluzzii is the source of this 2533-nucleotide messenger RNA. RefSeq names its product odorant receptor Or2-like. The record is from RefSeq and is a predicted model, not a curated record. Gene Ontology annotation, cellular component: plasma membrane. Gene Ontology annotation, molecular function: odorant binding; olfactory receptor activity. NCBI's taxonomy places the organism in Eukaryota, Metazoa, Arthropoda, Insecta, Diptera, Culicidae. Gene Ontology annotation, biological process: detection of chemical stimulus involved in sensory perception of smell; sensory perception of smell. Bases 153 to 1415 code for a protein of 420 amino acids. The transcript has 4 exons.